Molecule: messenger RNA, 1537 nt
Organism: Paramecium primaurelia
Lineage: Eukaryota; Ciliophora; Oligohymenophorea; Peniculida; Parameciidae
Source: the annotation of a GenBank genome assembly
AUGGGAAAUAAAUCAGCAAAAGUUGAAAGAUAAGAUUCUUCGGAAUUACUCUUAAGUAUAUUUUCUAAUCAAAUCAGGCCAACAUACGAAUACUAUUGACUCAUCAUAGGUUGAAAAUUCUAAAAUAUUUGUAUAAGAAAAUAAGUUAUCCUAUUGUUUUGCUUGUUGCAACUGCUUUGGUCUAAUUAAAACUUAAGUAGUAGAGAUUUAAUUAUCUUGGAUUGAUUAUACCUUAAGAAAAUUAAACAGAGGUUAAUAUAGACACUUUUAAUGGUCAGAUCUAAUGAAGUUAAGAUUGCAAAAUUUAGAUAUUAAGAAUUUCGAAGAAUUACAAGCAAUCUAUCUAAAUUAAAUAAGAAUGAUUAUAAGUAGUUACGAAACAAAUUCUUCAUUUUAUAAAAAUAAAAUUGCGGAACAAAACGAAUAAUCCAAAUAUAAUAUAUUUGAAUACUAUGAAGAAGAGGCCAAUACUAUCUUUGAGGAUAGAAAGAAAUCAGGUAUGAAUGAGAAACAAUUCUUCAGAGAAGUAAUGGGAAUAAUUUACUAAUAAAUUAAAAUUGCAGAUCAUCCAUGUGGAUUAAUCUUAUAAACAUUUCAAAUUUAUAUUGUAAAUUAUACUGGGCCUUAAGUUUGGUUUAGAGAUUCAUUUAGAAGAGAUAGAUAUAAGAAUCAAUUAAUUAAAAGCACAGAACUUUGUGAUGAAAUUAUUGAAUUUCUAAAAUUCUUUGUAAAUUGUAUAGAUAGUUACUAUAUGAUUGAUAAAUUUGUACAUUCAACUUAAUUAUUAAAUUGUUUUACUAGUACUAAUACUAUAGCAUUUGUGAUUAAUGUCCUAUUUUUAGAUAAAAGAAUUUAUGAAAAGAUUUUGAAGAGUUUCUCAGAACUUUAUGCUUAUGAGAAUUCUCAAUUUUAAUUUAAUUUGCGAAUGUUAAAGAAUAAUUAGAUUUCUGAUUUCGAUGUUUCUUUAUAAUUAUAGUUAAACUCUCAAAUAGAAAUUGCCUUACGACCCUAAUAAGUAGAUUUGAAAGGUAAUCCAUCAAUCUAAAUUUCUGAAUUUGAUGAUUUUAAUUAGCCUUAUCAAUCAGCAAUAAAUACAUUAAAAUAACUUGAAUUAUUGUAGUCACCUAUAAACUAAUUGAAAAUUAUAUCCAAAACCUUUUAAGAGAUUCAUAGUUGCAUAAAAGAUUAUUAUGAAAAACAUCCUGAACUUGAAGCUAUAAAGAGUUAUGGUACUGAUGACAUUGUUCCUAUAUUAACAUAUGUAAUUGUCAAAAGUAAUAUAUAAAAUUUUGGAAUCAUAUUAAAAGUAUUAUUAAUAUUUAAUAAGAUAAUUGAAGCUUUUACACCAAAACAAAUAAUGACAGGAAUACUAGGAUAUUAUUUAGUAACUAUUUAGGGUUGCUAUAUGAGAAUUUCAUAAUAUGAAAAAUUUGAAUAAGUGAGAAAAACAAUUAAAAAAACAAAAUCUGAAGUUGAAGCUGUGAAUUAUAAAUCAUCAAAGUAAAAAAUAAAAAGUUCUGAUUAAUUGAAUUUUUGA